AUGCCUAGAGGCAUACCCAAUGCUAAGCGCGAUGAUACUGGCAUGCGCUACACGUUUUUUCAUGUACCUUUGGCGCCCAAUCCAAAACACAUGGGCACCUCCUAUCUGAAGACAGACUCUCAAACAUUGUGGCACAGAAAUGCUGCUCGGAAGGGUAAACCGUCAGCCGAGGAGUCGGUUUCUCAUCCUCCAGAACAGAGGCGUGGCUCUCAAGUGAUUGUCAUUCAUCCUGGGUCUAGGUGGCUGCGUGUAGGCAAGGCCUCAGACGUGAAUCCGAUAUCUGUGCCGAAUGUUAUUGCGCGAAAACAUCAACCACCUACCCCCACUCCAAGCUUUGUGGAAGGUAUUUUGAGACCUAGGAAAGGACGUUCUAACUUGCAGAAUUCCACUCAAUCUCAGAACGGCGAUGAAUACGCUGUCAACGUUUCAUCCGAUGAUCCUUUCGACGAUAAGAUUGGUACUAUCACCGUGUCCCUCCGUGACCGAAUGCGCUUUUAUAAGCUCCGCGUCACCCCAAAUGCUGCAAGCAUUGCAUCGACAUUCAAUGAACAAUUUAAGCCAGAGAUAAUUGCUGAAAUAAACGACCCUUUUCGUGUUGAGUGGAUACAAACACCCCUAGAGUCUAAUGAAGCACUUGUUGGUGAGAGGGCGAGUACAUCUUCAGACCCUCAGCGCCUCAAUUAUGCUGUCCGUUGGCCCAUUCAUGGAACACAUUUUAAUACACGCGAUUACCCAUCAGUUCAAAUGAUUCUUGAUGAUAUAGAAGAAAUUCUUCGAUGUAUCCUUCAAGACAAAUUCAGCAUUGAGAGACAAGAUUACAAGAAUUAUUCCGUUGUUCUAGUUAUUCCGGACUUUUACGAGAGAUCUUAUGUUCGCGAUUUUGUUAACAUCAUCCUGGUAGCAAUGGGCUUCAAGCAGAUUUGUGUACAGCAGCAAUCGCUCGCAGCGACUUACGGAGCUGGAAUUUCAAAUGCGUGUGUUGUGGAUAUCGGUGCAGUUGCUACCAGUGUAGCAUGCGUCGAUGAAGGCCUUGUAAUUUCUGACACUAAAAUGUCCCUGAACAUGGGUGGAGAUGACAUAACCGAGUUCUUAUAUGUGCUACUAGAGCGGAUCAGCUUCCCAUACCGAGAUAUUAACUUGUCGCGAUGGUAUGACUGGAACGUCAUGGAAGACCUGAAGGCAAGGCUAUGUACCCUAGCGGAGGGAGAUGUCGCCCUCAAUUUAUACGACUUUGUUGUUAGACAACCAGGAAAGCCCACGGAAAAAUAUGGACUUCGCGCUUAUGAUGAAAUCAUUUUAGCUCCUAUGUGUAUCUUUGAACCUCGUGUUAUCGAGUUUGACAGAAAGCGCAUCGGCUUGCGCCCUCACUCUCACCCCGAUAUUUCGGAGGAGAUUAUAGAUCAUGCUGGAGACCAAGUUACACAAGCUAUGAUCAUAUCGACGCAGCACCUCAUGCCGGCACCGGCACCGGUUGUCCCACCCGAAUCAGCAUCAGUGCUUUCUGUACCGGUGCCAGUUCCAUCUCAAGGAGAUAUUACAUUUGGAGAUGCUGUCGCGAAGCAAGAACAACAAGAUGUUCAACUUUCGUCGAGUACCGAUGUCACCCCACCUGUUCCGCCAUCAACUGCAUCUUCCGCUAUCGAGCCUAACUCAGAAAAUGCGCCUGACAUGCCGAUGGAAGUGGUUGAUAUUGAGGGUGAAAAAUCUGCUUCCGGUGCUGUACCACCACAGCCGGCAUCUUCACAACUCGCUCCGCUACCUGCAUCAAAUACAGGUACGAGCCAAAUUAGGGGACUUGGAAUUGACGUAUGUUUCGAGGCAAGCAAGCUGCCACUCGAUGUAGCUAUAUUCAACAGCGCCAGAGCAGCGGGUGGGGAUGACAAAAUACGCAAGUACCUUCAAGCUGUCUUGGUUAUUGGUGGGACAGGUCUUAUUCCAGGGAUGGCACAUGCCUUGGAGAGCAGGUUGCAAGCUAUCGCAACUCCUCUGGUACUUAACAUGGAAAAGGUUCAAAUUAUCCCUCCUCCGAAGGACGUGGAUCCGAGGGUUCUCGCCUGGAAAGGCGCUGCCGUUCUCGGGAAAAUGGACUCGGUGGCCGAUCUCUGGCUGACCCCUGCUGACUGGGACAUCUUAGGCAUGCGAGGUCUUAAGGAGCGGUGUUUUUAUCUAUAA
Serpula lacrymans var. lacrymans S7.9 is the source of this 2172-nucleotide messenger RNA. RefSeq lists its product as uncharacterized. NCBI's taxonomy places the organism in Eukaryota, Fungi, Basidiomycota, Agaricomycetes, Boletales, Serpulaceae. The transcript has 14 exons. The record is from RefSeq and is a predicted model, not a curated record. Bases 1 to 2172 code for a protein of 723 amino acids. Gene Ontology annotation, cellular component: Ino80 complex. Gene Ontology annotation, biological process: regulation of DNA-templated transcription; double-strand break repair.